CCUUUGACCUCAGGUGUAAAGUUCGAUAGAUCUAUACAAUACAACAGAUCAGUUGAUUCUCUUCGGCCCACCCGUCGCAGAACCUCAGGUUUGGAAAGAGUAAGUCUACUUGCUUCCAGAUUUCCUUCGCCAUCAGCAAACAGAUUGGCCAACGAAAUGGCACAGCCCCUCAGAUUUGAUGGGAAAGUAGUCCUCAUCACAGGAGCAGGGAACGGUCUGGGCCGCUCAUACGCUCUCGCAUUUGCUGAAAGAGGUGCCUCUGUUGUUGUGAAUGAUUUGGGAGGAGACCACAGUGGCUCUGGAUCAGGCACAAAAGCUGCUGACAAAGUUGUUUUUGAGAUCAAGUCAAAAGGAGGGAAAGCUGUUGCAAACUAUGAUUCUGUGGAGGAAGGAGAUAAAGUGGUCCAAACUGCUCUUGAUGCCUUUGGGCGAAUUGAUGUUGUCAUCAAUAAUGCUGGAAUUCUGCGAGACAGGUCAUUUGCAAGGAUAAGCAAUGAAGACUGGGAUAUUAUUCACCGAGUGCACUUGAGAGGCUCAUUCAUGGUCACCAGGGCUGCAUGGCCUCAUAUGAAGAAGCAAGGCUAUGGGAGAAUCAUCAUGGUGAGCUCUUCAGCCGGAAUUUAUGGCAAUUUUGGUCAAGCUAACUACAGUGCAGCAAAACUUGGAUUGUCAGCUCUUUCAAAGACUUUGUCACUGGAGGGCAUCAAGUACAAUAUCAGGUCCAACUGCAUUGCACCCAUUGCAGGCUCCAGGUUGACUGAGACAGUUAUGCCGCCAGAUUUGGUUGCAGCCCUAAAGCCUGAGUAUGUGGCCCCUGUGGUUGUCUACCUUUGUCAUGACAGCUGUGAAGAGACUGGAGGACUCUUUGAGAUUGGAGCAGGAUGGGUGGGCAAAUUGCGUUGGCAGCGAACAGAGGGUGUGUUGCUGAGAGAAAAGAACAAGGCAGUCACUGCAGAGGCUGUCAGAGACAACUGGGACAGGAUCACAGAUUUUGCCUCUGCGACAAUUCCAGAUGGAUCGAACAGUUUUGUGUUCGGUUUAGUCAAUCAGGUUGAUGAGGAGGAGAGGCAAGAUGCAGAAGCUUCUCAGUCAUCUGACCCUUUGGCCAGAGCAAAAGCCUUCAAGUCAGCAGCAGUCAAGUUUUCGUACACAGAGAGAGAUGUCAUUCUGUAUGCAUUAGGAGUGGGUACGUCUGUUGCACAAGAAGAUUAUCUGAAGUUCCUGUUUGAGCUGUCUGAAGACUUCAGUGUGAUUCCAUCCUUUGGGGUGAUCCCUGCAUUUGGAUGCCUCAAUGAAAGUCUAACAAGUGGUCUGCCUGGGUUUUCAGUGGAUCCAACCAAAAUACUGCAUGGAGAGCAGUACCUUGAACUGUAUAAGCCAAUACCUCCAUCUGGGACCCUGACGUCUCAGCUGUCAGUGGCUGACAUUUUGGACAAAAAGUCUGGGGCUCUCAUUUUGUACAAUGUGGAAACUUUCGAUGAGAACAAUGAAAUGGUUGCCUUCAAUCAGUUCAGCACCUUUGCUGUUGGCUCUGGCAAUUUCGGUGGGCCAAAGACCACAACUGUUGGGUACCCCCUGGCAGAAACCCCCAAACGAGCCCCAGAUGCUGUGAUGCAGGAGAAAACAUCAGUGGAUCAAGCAGCUCUUUAUCGAUUGAGUGGAGAUCGCAACCCACUGCACAUUGACCCAAGUUUUGCUGCCAUGGGAGGUUUCAAAACACCUAUCCUCCAUGGACUCUGCAGUUUUGGCCAUUCUGUGCGGCAUGUAAUGAAGACAUUUGCUAACAACGACAUGAGCAAAUUCAAGAGUGUGAAAGUGAGAUUUUCCAAGCCUGUCUUGCCUGGACAAAGUUUGCGAACUGAAAUGUGGAGAGAGGGUAACCGAAUUCUCUUCCAGACAAAGAUUGUCGAGAAUGGUAACAUCUGUAUCAGUGGCGCCUAUGUGGAUUUGAAGGAGGUGGCAAAUGUGAGCAAGCCUGUUCAGCAGAAUGGCGGAGCCUUGAGGAGCAGUGGUGUGUUCCAACACAUGGCCACCCAGCUCAGGUCGCAGUCUGGCCUUGUCGCUAAGGUCAAUGCUGUUUACCAGUGGAACAUUACUCAGGAGGGCAAGCCAGCCACCAGCUGGAUCGUGGACUUGAAAAAUUCCAAGACUGGUGAAGUGUAUGAAGGCUCUGUUCGCUCCGGAAAGGUCGACUGCACAAUCACAGUUUCUGAUGAUAACUUCAUGAACUUGGUCGCAGGCAAACUGGAUCCUCAGAAGGCGUUUAUGACAGGAAAACUGAAGCUUUCUGGAAACAUCAUGUUGGCUCAGAAACUGGGAGAUUUGUUUGCUCUCAGCUCCAAGAUGUAAAGAAUUGCCCACAGGACCUCAGACUGUGCUUUCUACACAAACAACACAAGACUAAUUAGCUACCCUUUGUUUUCUCUUCCCAAAGAAUGUCCUAAGGAUAAAGCAUACCCAAUUAUUUGUAUGAAGAGCUAAUAUGAUCCGUGCAAUCUAUGUGGUUUUGUUUGCAUCUGUUUUCUUGUGAUGGAACACAAAUGGUUUUUCAGAAGCAGUUGAUAAAGAGUUACGUGGGUAUGCUUUUGCCUGCCCUGUUUCACUCAUUUUGUUUGUUUUAUUUCUUUUACUUACUUUUUGUUUUGUUGGCAGUAUCUUUUUUGUUGUCUUUUUUCAUCUUAAAAAAAACAACAACAAAAAAGCAGUUGAUUUUCUUGUCCAGGACAGUAAAUCGGUUUGUGUACUCCAGUGUUGUCACGCAGAUAUUUUUCUUUAAUCAUUUAUUCUCGUCUUGUUUCUGCAAAUUGGUUUUGGUCCAUAUAACUCUACCACCGAGAAAAAGAUGAGCCCUUUGUAUCAAAAACAAUUCUUGUUAUGUUUUUUGUUCCGAAGAAUUAUUUAAAUAAACAGUGUGAACCAUUUUUAAUGUCUGAACAUUCCUGUUUGACCAAAAGUACAUUGCAUGUGCACAAGUAAAUGAUAAUUUUUUUGUCUGCACCAUCUUAGAAUUUUUACCUUUUUCAUGGUAGAUGAUUUGCUCAAAUGGACUAAACUGUAAAUCUGACGACUUAGGUUCCAUCCCAGCUGGGUCUUUUGAGAGCUUUCGUUGUUUAAUUAGAAGAGUUUAUUAUGCUCAUAUGUUUUUGUCCCAUCUCUGUUAUAAAACGUAAAUAGUGUUUUUUCAUUAGAGGUUUAAAACACCAGUCGAUUAGCAUUAUCUAUUUUUACUGUCACAAUGUUAUAUCUUUGAGGAAAUGGUUGAUAAUUUUUUAAAAAAAUGUUUGAUACCACUGCGCUGAGACAUGCCUUGAUAAUCAUCUGAUGUAAUAAAUCAAAAGAUGGCAGUGAA
Messenger RNA from Aplysia californica (California sea hare), 3349 nucleotides. Its product is annotated as peroxisomal multifunctional enzyme type 2. Lineage: Eukaryota; Metazoa; Mollusca; Gastropoda; Aplysiida; Aplysiidae. Bases 157 to 2349 code for a protein of 730 amino acids. The record is from RefSeq and is a predicted model, not a curated record. Gene Ontology annotation, molecular function: oxidoreductase activity. The transcript is spliced from 22 exons.